GGAGGUUUUGGAAAUGAUAAGGGUGACAAUGUUGAUUACACAUCAUUUUUCAUAAAUGAUGUUGUUUAUGAUACCCAUGAUGAUGCUUGUGCGGCUGCAAGAGAGAUUGCCAUGAGAAAUAGGUUUUUCUUGAUUGUGGGAUCAGUCAAGCAAAAUCACUCAUCAGAAAAAUAUCCGCGGUACUAUAUGGAUUGCAACCAUGGCUAUAGGAACAAGUCAUAUACUCCUGAUUUGGCGAAAACAACACAGAGCAAAUCUAAAACAGGUAAGUCUGAUUGUCGUUUCCGAGUGGUAGUGCGUUGUUCAUUGGUAGAUGGCAAGUGCGAGUGGAGAAUUUUUGGUGUUAAGGACAAAGAUAAUCCGGGUAAGUCGAGAGGAUUUCACAAUCACAAAUUGGAGGUUUAUUCUGAAGGAAGUAGGCAAAGGAAUUCUCUUUCGAAAGAGAGAAGAAUGGAUAUUAAGGAGUUGGAGGCAACACAUACUCAAGCAAGAGAUAUUAGGAGUUUUGUGAAUAGGAAGUACGAUGCUCAUCACCAUAUGAAGCAGAUUUAUAACGAGACAGAAAAGAUUAGGCGUGAGAGAUUGGGUGGCAUGAAACCUAUGAGGUGCACAUUGAUAGAAGCUCAACGUCUCGAUUACUUUGUUGAGUGCGAGUUUGAUGAUGAGCGUCGUGUUUCUAGACUCUUCCUUUGCCAUCCAGAGUCUAUUCGGAUGUUGAGCGCAUGGUAUUUCGUCAUUUUGAUAGACUCAAAUUACAAGACCAACAAGUAUAAGCAGCCACUAGUUCAGUUGAUUGGUGUUAGUCCGGUGAAGAAGAAAUUCAAUAUUGGGUUUGCAUUGGUGUCGGAUGAGACGAAGGAGACAUAUGCUUGGGUUUUGAUGCAAUUGAAGCAUCUGCUUGGUGAUCGAACACCAGAUGCGUUUGUUACCUAUAAGGAGGGAGGUUUGGGUGUCUCAUUGUGA
This is a messenger RNA of Linum tenue, 963 nucleotides long. Lineage: Eukaryota; Viridiplantae; Streptophyta; Magnoliopsida; Malpighiales; Linaceae. The record is from the annotation of a GenBank genome assembly.